Molecule: messenger RNA, 1645 nt
Organism: Microplitis mediator
Lineage: Eukaryota; Metazoa; Arthropoda; Insecta; Hymenoptera; Braconidae
Product: protein BUD31 homolog
Exons: 3
Coding region: 311-745 (144 amino acids)
Biological process (GO): mRNA splicing, via spliceosome
Cellular component (GO): nucleus; spliceosomal complex
Source: RefSeq, a predicted model, not a curated record
CUAACUGAAGGGAACGAUCUCAGUAGCUCCAGUAUACGUGUAGUGUUUAUGUUUUUAUAGGUACAUCCAUUUAUUCAAGCAAUUUUUGUAUCCUAUUAGAUUUUCUUACAAGUUAGUGAGAAAAUAAUACUUGAUAGUCCAUUUCAGUAAUUAUUUAAACGUGUUUAAUCCACGUGAGAUAUAAUAACAUUAUUUUUUAAAACUGAACCUAUAAUCAGUAACAACAAAUAACACCUUAAGCUAACCUCUAAACGUUGAAAAUAUUUGUGAGCAUAUUUGUAAAGUCAAAUUUAGAUAUUUGAUAAAAAAAAUGCCAAAAGUACGUAGAAGUAAGAAACCACCACCAGAAGGAUGGGAACUCAUCGAACCAACUUUAGAAGAGUUGGAAUCAAAAAUGCGUGAAGCUGAAACAGAACCUCAUGAAGGAAAAAGAAAACAAGAGUCUUUGUGGCCUAUUUUCAAAAUUCAUCAUCAAAAAUCUAGGUACAUCUAUGACCUAUUUUAUCGGAGAAAAGCAAUCAGUAGAGAAUUAUAUGACUAUUGUUUAAAUGAAAAUAUUGCUGAUAAAAACCUUAUAGCGAAAUGGAAAAAAGUGGGCUAUGAAAAUCUAUGCUGUUUAAGAUGUAUCCAAACAAGAGAUACAAAUUUCGGUACGAAUUGUAUUUGCCGAGUACCUAAAGGAAAAUUAGAAGAAGGUAGGAUAGUUGAAUGCAUACACUGUGGAUGUCGAGGUUGCUCAGGAUAAAUUAGGCAAAAUAUAUAUUUAUUUUAUUAUUAAAACUUAAUUAUGUAUAACAAUGAAAAACCUUCUAUAAAUAUUUGUAAAUUAAAUUCAUCCGAUUAAAAAAUAACAUUAUAUUUAUUAUAUUCGAUUAUUGAAAGAAAAAUAAUAAAAUAUAAUGUGAGUAAAAAACCAAGUCAUUUCGUCUAAUCAUUUGCACAGUUUACACAAAUGUAAAAUAUUAAGAUAUAUUUUUUGCUUUUCAAUAUCUUUGAUAUAUACAAUUUUAUGUAUCCAAGAUACGUAAAUGAGACAAAUGUAUUCCCGAGUAGGAUUAUUAAGUUUUUACAGCUUUGUGAUCAUGAUCAUCAAUUUUUAAUUUGAAAUUUUUUAAUUAACUUGUCAUACGAUCAAUUUAAUAAUAAUAUAGACUUGAAAUAUUUAGAAUAAAUGCCCUGGAAGCAGUACUGUUGAAAUAAUUUAAGAAUCUGAACGAUAAUUAAUAUUUAUAACUCAUGUUUGAGUUAAAUAAAAAAAUAAUAAAUUGAAAUUUGUUGGCCACAUAUUUUACAGUAAAAUAGAUUUUUAAACGUUAGUUUUCAAUCUAAAAAACGGUCUCAGCUGAAUAAUUGGUGAUACUCUAUUUAUAAACGUUUUUUUGCAGUUGGUUUGAAAUUGUCUAUAAAGAUAUUUCAUUUAAAUCAGUGUGUAGGAAAUGAAAUUUUUAAUUUAAAAUAUUUUUAGCAUCAAUUCGAUGAAUCAAACCACAGAAAUUAUAAGAUAUUUAAUUUAUUUGUAAUAUUUCAUAUUUUUAAGCCAUGUCGUAAACACUAUUGAUUUUAACGUACAAUUUGUGAGACUAUUUUUGUGGAAAAUUUCGUUAUAAUUAAAUAAAAUAUUUUUGUGGGUACUAUUAGCCAACAA